GUCUGCUUCUUAACCCAAAUUUCAAAUGUGAAGUUGAACUGUCUCGAUUCAUACGUGACGCUAACUAGCUUUAAGGCACUAAACUCACACUGCGUCUCUUCUACAGAAUGAAGACCAUUCUCAGCAGUCAGACUGUCGAUCUCCCCGACAAUGUCGAGGUGAGGUUGAAGGGGCGGACGGUGACGGUCAAGGGGCCCCGUGGCAAACUCGUCAGAGAGUUUAACCACAUCAACCUGGAGCUCAGUCUGCUGGGCAAGAAACGUAAGAAGCUUCGUGUGGUGAAAUGGUGGGGAAACCGAAAGGAGCUGGCCACUGUCCGCACCAUCUGCAGCCACGUCCAGAACAUGAUCAAAGGAGUCACUUUGGGUUUCCGGUACAAAAUGCGUUCCGUGUACGCCCAUUUCCCAAUCAACGUAGUGAUGCAGGAGGGUGGCGCUAUGGUGGAGAUCAGGAACUUCCUGGGAGAGAAGUACAUCCGCCGUGUUAGAAUGAGGAGUGGUGUGAAUUGUGCUGUCUCCACUAACCAGAAGGACGAGCUGGUGCUGGAGGGUAACGACAUUGAGCUGGUGUCAAACUCUGCUGCUCUGAUCCAACAGGCCACCACAGUCAAAAAUAAGGAUAUCCGAAAGUUCUUGGAUGGUAUCUACGUGUCUGAGAAGGGAACAGUAGUGGAAUCAUCUCAGUAAAAACAGAGAGAAGACCACUGGUGCAGCGAGAGACCGGAAAAUUGUUCAUAUCCUCUUAUGGCCAAUAAAACUACCAAUUUUUCCAAUCGA
Molecule: messenger RNA, 776 nt
Organism: Pungitius pungitius (ninespine stickleback)
Lineage: Eukaryota; Metazoa; Chordata; Actinopteri; Perciformes; Gasterosteidae
Gene: rpl9
Product: ribosomal protein L9
Exons: 7
Coding region: 108-686 (192 amino acids)
Biological process (GO): cytoplasmic translation
Cellular component (GO): cytosolic large ribosomal subunit; ribosome
Molecular function (GO): structural constituent of ribosome; rRNA binding
Source: RefSeq, a predicted model, not a curated record